AUGAACGUUGAAUGAAUGUGUUUUGCAGUCUUAUGCAACAGGCAGUUAUUCUUCAAUAUUGUUUCGACAUGGCCUAUUUUUUCCCCAGUCUUGAGUUAACCUGCAAAAAUGUGCUUCCUAAAUUUACAAGGAGCGUUUGAAUGCAGCACUCUCCAAACACGCGCCGGAGCUCGAGCGCUGUUGUGACCGUUAGCCCGUCUGACUGUUCGCAGACGGUCAACUGUCAUGUCGCCAUCAGUUUAAUGAAUUCAUGAAACGUUCAGCUCCUCCACACAGACCCUGGAGGCCGUGCAAGUAGAGAAACAUUACUUCACAAUGAAAGAAGCAACAGCGAUGGCAGGAAAACUGACCACACCAGAGUUCAAAAGGAGGGUAGUGAGCAACAACGAGGGCCAUAAAAAGACAACAUCACAAGAGAUGGAGCAUGCGCUUGCAAAUCAAGACAAAUCUCCACCGAAAAAGAAAAAAUCUCCCUCUAAACCAUCCACUGUUGAGUCAGCAGAUUUAUUUGAAGCUUCAACUGCAGGGUUCAAUUGUUGUGGUGAGGUCCACAUGCUGUUGUCAACAUUUGUUGAAGUGUUAAGUGAGAGAGCUGCAGCAGAUACCUCCAAGAUGAAGAAGCUGGAGGUCAAUUUGGCAGAAGCCCGAAACCUUGAGUCCUACCUUAAAGAGAAGAAAAAUCAUCUGAGGCAAACAUUGGCUCUGAUUUCAGACAAACUGCAGGGUUAAAUCUGCAGCACGGGCUUCACACAGGUGGUAAAACAGACCGCUUUAUUUAAACUGAAGAAUGGCUUUCUUUUGCUUUGUUGUUGUACUGUACAUGUGCCUUCUACAGUUCAUAUCUUAGUCAUAUUAACUAAUAUUCUAUGUAAAUGUUACAUUUAUGAAGAGCACAGCUCCAUAAAAUGUGUCAUUGCUUUGACUGUAAAAUAAAUAUAGGUUUGCUGUUAUGAGUUUUUUGAGUUUUGAGCUAAUUUUGAAUAGAAUAUGAAUUACUCUUCUCCAAAUCUCAACACACUUUGAUUCUUCAUAGUAGGCUUAUAUUUUGUGAUGUAUCUUUAUAUAACUCAAUACUUUGUAGUUUUUCCUAAACAAAAAUUCAGUAUGCACAAAUGUAUGUGCUAUUUUUCAUAGAUAAUCAGUGCUCAAUAUGUACACUAUAUGCUUUUGUUUUCAUUUAAAAAAACGUGGUGUAUGAAAGAAAUGUAAGUGCACUUAUCGACCUCCAAAACUAAGAGAAAACAAAGUUGUGUUGCAUCUCUGUUUUUUUUAGACAUGCUACAUGCCAUUCCCUCCUAUUUUGUUUUCAGCUUGUGUUCUGAAAUAGAAUGUAAGCAGUAGUAAGACAAAUGGCUGGCCAGCAGAGGGUGCAAGUGUGCCACAUUUAGUUUCAAUAGCUUAAUAGAUUUAGAAUAAACAACUACUUUGAAAUAUA
Molecule: messenger RNA, 1435 nt
Organism: Acanthopagrus latus (yellowfin seabream)
Lineage: Eukaryota; Metazoa; Chordata; Actinopteri; Spariformes; Sparidae
Product: testis-expressed protein 12-like
Exons: 5
Coding region: 316-729 (137 amino acids)
Source: RefSeq, a predicted model, not a curated record